Fusarium tjaetaba is the source of this 1515-nucleotide messenger RNA. RefSeq names its product 3 5 cyclic-nucleotide phosphodiesterase. The coding region runs from base 1 to 1515 and encodes 504 amino acids. The transcript has 2 exons. Gene Ontology annotation, biological process: cAMP catabolic process; cGMP catabolic process; negative regulation of glucose mediated signaling pathway. The record is from RefSeq and is a predicted model, not a curated record. NCBI's taxonomy places the organism in Eukaryota, Fungi, Ascomycota, Sordariomycetes, Hypocreales, Nectriaceae. Gene Ontology annotation, molecular function: 3',5'-cyclic-AMP phosphodiesterase activity; 3',5'-cyclic-GMP phosphodiesterase activity.
AUGGGAGCUGAAGUCAAGCCUGCUUUGCAGGUGAUUGUAUUGGGCUCAGGAGGUGGUCCUCAAGAAUCAAACACCACUGCUUUCCUAGUCCGAUCUGUUGCCCAAAAAUGGCAUCGUGGCUCUAUCGUCGCUGUCGAUGCUGGCGUCCAUCUCUCUGCCAUCACACGUAUCAUGGAAGAAUCGAUACCUUCUCCGCCACCUCCUCCUCCCUUCACACUCACCACAGGCCCCUUCGCAGGUCUUGAGCUACCUUACUCGUCACCUUCUGCUAAUGCAUCUCACAUCACUCGCUCUCUUGUCGACACAUAUCUCAUCACUCACCCUCACCUUGAUCACAUCUCUGGCUUUGUAGUCAAUACUGCUGGCUUCCCAGGCACAAGGCCAAAGAAACUGGCUGCUCUACCAAGCACAAUCCAAGCUUUCAAGAAUCAUAUCUUCAAUAAUGUGAUAUGGCCAAACCUGAGUGAUGAGAACAACGGAGCUGGUUUGGUGACUUAUAUGCGAUUGGUUGAAGGUGGUAGUCCGACACUCGGCGACGGUGAAAGUAGGGGUUACAUCGAAGUUGCAGACGGACUCCUUAUCAAGGUUUGGGUUGUAAGCCAUGGGCAUUGCCUCGAGAAGCAUAGCCACAGGGGCUCAACAUCAAGUGCAUCUACUCGCUUCAGCAGUCAUGAUGCAUCCAUGCCACAGGGCCCCAUCGCGCGCUCAGCAUCUUACUACCCAGGAUCUAUCUCCCUACAUCGAGGGUCACUCAUGAUCCCCCAAAACAGCUUCAGCCCUGUAACCAAUGCAUCGGAACAGGAGCAAAUUUGCGUCUACAACUCAAGCGCCUACUUCAUCCAGGACCCCACCACUCACCGCGAAGUCCUAAUUUUCGGGGACGUUGAGCCUGAUAGUAUAUCGCUAAGCCCGCGGAAUCUGCAUAUUUGGCAACAAGCUGCCCCAAAGAUCGCCGCUGGUAACCUCAAGGCUAUCUUCAUCGAGUGCAGCUACGACGAGUCGCAGGCCGAGGAUCGUCUUUACGGGCACCUGAAGCCCCGUUAUGUCAUCGAGGAGCUGCGUGCCCUGGCUCAUGAGGUCGAAGUCGAACGCAAGUCGCAUUAUUCCGAACCUAAGAAGCGCAAGCGCAUGGGCAGCACGACUGACGAGACUCCACGACGAAAUCCUUCUAUCGCGAAUCUCACCUCUGAAGACCCCGUGUCUCCCAGAACCAUCAAGGCUUCGACACCGGAUUACGUUCACCCUGGUAUUGAAACACCUCCUACACCGCACCUUGCUUCGCCGACCGCUGAGUUGACGCUCAACCCAUCUGAUUCCUUCACAUCUGUGCCCAAGAUAAAACGGCCCCUCGAAGGUCUCAAGGUUGUCAUCAUCCAUGUCAAGGAUCGACUGGAUGAUGGACCCAACGUUGGAAACACUAUUCUGAAGCAGCUGCACAAUUUUGAGAGUGAAACUGAGUCACCCUUGGGAUGCGAAUUUAUCAUCUCUCAUUCUGGUCAGAGCAUCUAUCUCUAA